UUACACGUCAAUCUUCCAUAAAAAACGCUAAUCCUCUUACCCCUCACGGCUUUUCAAAUAAGGGUUACUAGCAACCCUUACAGUGGCUUCAGUAAAAUUAUUGGUUAAUGGUCAGGUUAGUACUUCCUGCACAACCUCUAUGAUGAGCAGUUUCACACCAUGUGCAAACAUCAUUACAGGAAGCACUAAUAAUGGUUUAGUGCCACCAAGUACUUGUUGUGAUUCAUUAAGGUCUUUGAUGAGCACUAAUAUGGAUUGUGCUUGCUUGGUUAUCUCAGCCAAUGCUCCAUUUUUCCAACAACCCAUUAGCCAAGCUCUUGCCCUCUCCCUCUCACAAGCAUGCAGCAUUAAUGGAGUUCCUUUACAGUGCAAAGCUUCUGGUUCUCCUUUACCAGUUCCAGUUCUUGGACCGGACAGCCCAACUCUCCCUUCAAUUGCUAACAUCACAAUUAAGCCCAAGAUUAACAAAUGUUGGCUAUGGGCAAAGCACAAAAAUAUGAGAAUAUGCAAUUGGCGCGGGAAUUGUCAGCAGCAUCACCUGUGGAAGCAGACACACCUACUAGAACUAGAAUUCCACAAAUCCGACCAGUGUUGACUCCACGUCCUUCUACAUCUCAUUCAUCUUUUAUUUCCCCCUCAGCUUUUCCAUUCUUCAUAAGAAUCAUGGUUUUUGGCCUCUAUUCGUAAUUGUUAAUGUUCAAUUUAUAACAACAAACCCUAAUCCAGGGAUGAAUGACAUAUGUAAGGAGGUGCGCAAGAGCUUUAGCGUCCUCCCUCAAACUUCUUUUAAGUGUAUACUAUAUUAGAUCUUAAUGCACGAGUAAUUUUUUUUUAUUAA
Molecule: messenger RNA, 838 nt
Organism: Glycine soja
Lineage: Eukaryota; Viridiplantae; Streptophyta; Magnoliopsida; Fabales; Fabaceae
Product: non-specific lipid-transfer protein 8-like
Exons: 4
Coding region: 140-595 (151 amino acids)
Source: RefSeq, a predicted model, not a curated record